This is a messenger RNA of Corticium candelabrum, 1107 nucleotides long. Its product is annotated as E3 ubiquitin-protein ligase Ufd4-like. Bases 125 to 967 code for a protein of 280 amino acids. The transcript is spliced from 2 exons. NCBI's taxonomy places the organism in Eukaryota, Metazoa, Porifera, Homoscleromorpha, Homosclerophorida, Plakinidae. The record is from RefSeq and is a predicted model, not a curated record.
CCGAAGGCACGCAAAGGGUCUCCGUUCCACGCAUGCGCACAUUAAAAUCCCUUUCGGGCCUGUUCGCUCACGUUAUAGCAGCCACGCCCUGUUACUCCUCACCUCUCACCUCAAUCGUUACACAAUGGGUGACUUCCGAAGUCUGGUCGAGCUCAGCGACGACGAGAACGACGAGAACGCUCCCGAAACGGCGCUGAACGACGGCGUACUCACGUCGAUCGGUCGCAAACUGGCGAACAAACUCAAACGACCGCGCAGUCGAGGCAGUUCGGCGCGAUCGAGCGCUAAGUCCACACCGAUGGCCACGCCCACGCACAGCGCUCCGGCAUCUCCACUGAAGAAGGCAUUCCGCGACGACGUCUUCGACUUCGACGAGGAUCACAUCGAUCCUAGCUGCACGAAGGCGACGGCCGACGGCGACAGCAGUUCGAGGACGUUCACGUUUGCCAAGGAUUUCGACAAGAACGGAGUGUUGUAUUACAUCGGGAAGCACGGCAGGCCGUUCUGGAACAACCCGGCCGAAACCCUGCAGGUCAUGGUCUCGUUUUCCGAGCACGGCGAGGGAAACAUCGUGGGAGUCAUGAGCGACGCGCUCAGCCGCAAGCCGGUCACGUGUCGCACGAGAAACGGCGAGAAAUCGUGGAUUUCGUACGAUUUGGGUCGACUACGACGCCUGAUUCCGAAUUAUUACACGCUAAGGCACGGGUCUUCGAGCAAGGAUAUGGCCCUGCAGCACUGGAGAUUCGAGGGCUCGGAGAACGGCGUCGAUUGGGUCUGUCUUGACACACGCUUCAAUGAGUCGGCGUUACAGCGGAAAUACGGGACAUCGUCGUGGCCCAUUACCGGAAGUCACGUGGCGUUUAGGUACCUCCGUGUCAUGCAGACCGGUCCUAAUAAUAGUGGCACUCAUGAGUUGAGCGUUGGAGGAAUAGAAUUUUAUGGAAAGUUGUUAGAAAUGCAAGAGUAGUUGACUAUGUAGUGUCACAUGGUGUUGAGACAUACCAGACUAGUUGGAUUAUUGUAGUUUGCGUUUGAGUCAUUUCUUUCUUGAUGAUGAUGAGAGGAUGGUCAGUAUACGAAUGAAUAUGUUGAUGGCGUCCAUGUAAA